Messenger RNA from Batrachochytrium dendrobatidis JAM81, 475 nucleotides. RefSeq lists its product as uncharacterized. The record is from RefSeq and is a predicted model, not a curated record. Gene Ontology annotation, cellular component: mitochondrion. The transcript has a single exon. Bases 1 to 372 code for a protein of 123 amino acids. Gene Ontology annotation, biological process: mitochondrial respiratory chain complex II assembly. Lineage: Eukaryota; Fungi; Chytridiomycota; Chytridiomycetes; Rhizophydiales.
AUGCACUCUCGAACCACAACUGUCAUGAUACGAUGUGCAUUGAAAGAUGGAUUGUAUUCGCAUGGAUUCAAGUCAAGUUUUACUCCAUUCUAUAACCAUCAAUCUUAUACUACGUCGAAAGGCAGUCACAAGCCAGGUCCACUUCCACUUGGUAACAAGGAACAACAGGCAGAGUAUGAAGCUCUUGUGCGUGAAGCAGAAACAAGAUCUCGACUAAAUACAGAUGAGAAACAUCCUGAUGCAGAAAGACAUCCAUUGCCUAGGUUUCCAAACAACUGUAAUCCAGUAACAGGAGAAGUAGGAGGUCCAAAAGGUGUAGAACCUACUCGAUAUGGUGACUGGGAGAGAAAAGGCCGAGUGUUUGAUUUUUGAUAUGCGAAUAGGUUGACAAUUACUGUUGAAUUACUGUUGAGUUACAUUGAAUAAACAGUAUAAAGAUUUAUUAUAUUGAAUGAAUUCUGAUUAAACUAAUAUU